CCUCUCUCUCUCUCUCCUUCUCUGUGCAAUUGAAACUCAACUGGAAGCAGAAUGAAUACGAUGAUCAUUAGCUUGUUUUUGUGCCUGAUCGUUUGUGCUGCAACCAUUGAGGGCGGCAUCAUUGCCAGCCAUCCUGAUGAGCUGAUUUCUAGCCCCGCUCAAUAUGAGUUCCAGUACUCGGUGCACGACAGCCAUACGGGCGAUGUGAAGGAUCAGUUUGAGCAUCGACGUGGUGAAUAUGUUAUUGGUCGUUAUUCACUAAUCGAACCCGAUGGACAUCGUCGCAUUGUCGAUUAUAGCGCCGAUCCUUUGCUGGGCUUCAAUGCUCAGGUUCGUCGCGAACCCAUUUCGAUUCUACAACAUCAUUAAAGAGAUCAAAUGGCUGUUGAUGAUGACUGUUAAGUUUUUUAUACACUAUUAUUAAAAUGCUGCUC
This is a messenger RNA of Drosophila grimshawi, 434 nucleotides long. Its product is annotated as pupal cuticle protein Edg-84A. The transcript is spliced from 2 exons. Gene Ontology annotation, cellular component: extracellular matrix. The record is from RefSeq and is a predicted model, not a curated record. Lineage: Eukaryota; Metazoa; Arthropoda; Insecta; Diptera; Drosophilidae. Bases 52 to 369 code for a protein of 105 amino acids.